AUGCAGUUGACUUUCCUCCUCUCGAGCUUGCUCGCCGCUUCUGCGGCCGCAACACCCACUGCUACCAUUGACAAGCGGGCUCAGACCUGGUGCGACAGCUUCGGUAGCCUCCAGACCAACGGUUAUGUGGUCUACCACAACAACUGGGGCUCGGGUUCUGCCUCCUCUGGUCGCCAGUGCACUACCUUUGACAAAGUCAACAGCGGCAACUCUUUCGUAUGGUCUACAGAAUGGACCUGGGUUGGCGGCGCGGGACAGGUCAAGUCGUACGCCAACGUUGCGCUUGAGAAGGUCCACAAGAAGCUUUCUCAGAUCAAGUCCAUUCCCUCCAAGUGGACGUGGCGCUACACCGGCACCAACAUGAUUUCCAACGUCUCCUACGACCUCUGGCUGGCGCCUUCCACCACAGCCAAGAACUCGCAUGAGAUUAUGGUCUGGGUGGGUGCCUAUGGCGGUGCUGGCCCCAUCAGCGAGACUGGAUCUACCAUUGCUACUCCUACUGUCCUGGGCAGCAAGUGGAAGCUCUUCAAGGGCACGAACGAGGGCGUCAUCGUCUUCUCGUUUGUUGCUGAUAAGAAUAUUGGCAACUUUGAGGGUGACCUGAACGAGUUCUACAAGUACCUUACCUCCAACCAGGGCGUCAGCAAGGAUCUGUAUGUCACUAGCCUCCAGGCUGGCACUGAGCCUUUCGAGGGCUCCAACGCUGUCCUGAAGACCUCCGCGUACACCAUCACGGUCAACUCCAACUAAGAACUGUUCAUGCACGACUAGUCUUGCAUUUAAGCAGCAUACUCUUC
Messenger RNA from Ilyonectria robusta, 797 nucleotides. Its product is annotated as concanavalin A-like lectin/glucanase domain-containing protein. The record is from RefSeq and is a predicted model, not a curated record. Gene Ontology annotation, biological process: polysaccharide catabolic process. Gene Ontology annotation, molecular function: cellulase activity. The transcript is spliced from 3 exons. Lineage: Eukaryota; Fungi; Ascomycota; Sordariomycetes; Hypocreales; Nectriaceae. The coding region runs from base 1 to 750 and encodes 249 amino acids.